AUGAUAUGUGAUCUCCUGGAUACAAUACACACACACACAAGUACCAGGCACUGCUGCUCAGCUGAGCAAAAUGUCUUUCUCUUAGAAGUGGUGCUCAUCACAGCUUUCAAAUCCUUGACGAUGUUGCCAUGCUUUCCUUUCUGCCUUCUGCCUUUUUCUGUCUUUGUCUGCCUGCUUUUCUUACCCGUGGGUCAUUUUUGCCCUGCUGUCUGUAGCUGUAUGGACUACCACACCAUAGAUUGCCGGGAUCAAGGACUCCCAAGUGUUCCUAAUCCAUUUCCAUUGGAUGUACGGAAACUUCUUAUAGCUGAUAACAACAUUCAGGUGAUACCAGCUGAUUUCUUUAUAUUUUAUGGAGAUCUAGUCUAUUUGGACUUCAGGAAUAACUCCCUCACCUCUUUAGAAGAGGGCACUUUUAGCAGUUCUACCAAACUGGUGUAUUUAGACUUAAGCUACAAUAAUUUAACACAGCUUGAUGCUGGGAUAUUCAAAUCAGCAGAAAAACUGAUAAAAUUGAGCCUUGGAAACAAUAACCUGGUGGAUGUGGAUGAGGCUGCUUUUGAGAACCUGGAACAGCUCCAAGUGUUAGAAUUGAAUGACAAUAACUUGCAAAGCCUAAAUGUGGCAGCCCUAGAAGCGCUUCCCUCCCUGCGGACUAUACGCUUAGAGGGCAACCCUUGGGUCUGUGACUGUGACUUUGCCAAUCUUUUCAGCUGGAUACAGGACAAUGCAUCUAAGCUCCAGAAAGGUCUCCAUGAAAUCCAGUGUUCCCUGCCUGUAGAAAAUAGAAGAAUCUUUCUGAAUGAAUUAUCUGAGGUCAGCUUUAGUGAAUGCAAAUUUAAUUUGUCAUUGACGGACCUUUUUAUCAUCAUCUUCUCUGGAGUCGCAGUCUCCAUUGCUGCUAUUCUAUCAAGCUUCUUCUUAGCAACUCUAGUACACUGCUUCCAAAGAUGUGCUCCCAGUAAAGAUGACGAUGAUGAUGAAGACGACAGUGAGGACUGAACUUAGUCUAUAUACUUAAGUUUCCUUGGUUUAUAAGUUACUAGAUCAUCAGCCAAAGUCUAGGAAGAAAACAAGUAGAGUAAAAGCUUUAAACAUGAAUUAAAUGAAAUCACAAUGUGUAAGGAUCCCUUCUAAUCUCAUGAUGGUCACAGGUAGGAAUUGUAGUUUGCAUCUGAGACUGUUAGCUUUGCUUACGUAUGUAACCUGAUGCAAUGAGACCGGGUUAAUUUCUAUGAUGCUUAAUCAAACACUGCAUUUAAAUUUGAAGAUUGGAGGAAAAAGGGGGAAAGGCAAAAAAAAGUUCCAGUGUUUUAAAAGACUAACUCACAGCUUCCAGAUUGUGCUUCUG
Messenger RNA from Gymnogyps californianus (California condor), 1351 nucleotides. It is a transcript of the gene LRRC38, whose product is annotated as leucine rich repeat containing 38. Gene Ontology annotation, cellular component: voltage-gated potassium channel complex. Lineage: Eukaryota; Metazoa; Chordata; Aves; Accipitriformes; Cathartidae. Gene Ontology annotation, molecular function: transmembrane transporter binding; voltage-gated potassium channel activity; potassium channel activator activity. The record is from RefSeq and is a predicted model, not a curated record.